Xyrichtys novacula (pearly razorfish) is the source of this 15553-nucleotide messenger RNA. The record is from the annotation of a GenBank genome assembly. NCBI's taxonomy places the organism in Eukaryota, Metazoa, Chordata, Actinopteri, Labriformes, Labridae.
AUGACACCACACCUGCCUGUCACUGUUAGCAGUGAGAAGAAGGGAGACAGGAGGAGCGCUACCUUACCAGCUAAUAAAAGCCUAGCAUACCACUCCAACACCACUGCCCUCAACCCCCCUCCUCCUCCUCCUCCUCCGAAGCCACCUCCUCACUGCUUCAGCCACUCUCCCCACCCCCACUUUGAAAUACAUGUGUCAAGGCAAAGUGACAAAUAGCACAUAUUAAUUAGGCACUAGGCCGGGCGAGAUUGCUGUUAUUAACGGUGGAAAAGGGGUAAGGUUGGAUUUAAUUGCCUGUGACAUCAAAGUCAAGUGACUGGUAUUUCAAGCAUCAUUUAAAAUGUUUGAUAUUGAGGCCAUUGUACUCACAUAAAAAACAGCUAAAAAUAUAAAGGAGACUGAUGGGGAGGAAAAUACCUCCAUGCUUGUGCUGCAGCUAUCUGGGAGCUAAUAACAUCUCCCCUCUGAUAAAUUGACUAGAUCCUGAUGGAAAGUACAUUGUGGUCGCCCCUGACUGACUAUCACUCCCUCUCUCUCUGAUUUGCCAUCUACUCUCACGUACUUCAUUCGCUUUUUAUAACACUCGUACACCCGGGUAAAAGAAUCAUUUCAAUAUCGAGGAUAGACGCGGGGAGGGUAAAUUUGCUUGGUUGGUUUGGAAAGCAAAUGUAACGGUGCUUUUAUUACAGAGUGCAUCUGCUAAAGGAUAAAUGAGAAAAGCUAUUGUGCUUGGGUUUAUUACUUUGUGAUGUCGUGUGAAUGCUAAAUAAUGGGAGCUUUUGUACACAAUCUGAAGAUGAAAACGAGACUAAGCUUGAAUAAAAAAAGGAUUAGAAAUGUAUUACUUUUAGGGGCAUUACAUGCAGAACAGAUGCUGCUGCUUUUAAAGGGUUGUAUAAAUACAAUGAAAUGUUUAACAAGGUCAAAAAACACAUUUCACUCUGUGUCUCAAUAUUCCACAUUGCAAAAAAAGACGGCUAUAAUCUGCUCUGUGCUGGGAUGACUGAUUAUUUGGGGCCCCUUUCAGAUUGUAGACAGUGCUUUUAGCUGUUAACAGUUUCCAUGGCAAUGCUGUUCUCCUGUUGGGCGUUCUGCUAACCCUGAAAUUAGUGCUGAGGUGUGGCGCCACCCCAAACUGAGCUCUCCUCCUCUCCUCCAUUCAGCCUGCCCUGAUUCGCUGUCCACAACAACCUGAAAACCUGUUGAAAAGAUAAGCUGCUGACGCUCCCCUGGAAGCGGUUGCUGCCCAGACGCCCCGGCACUCCAAGAAAAGCAGGUGUGAGUGAUAAACAGCAGAUCUACUCCAAUAGUCACAACCAUAACCAUCACCCACUGAAGCCCUUUUAAAGCUUUUAGAGCUUUUCUUGGAUAUUGGACAGUUCUAGAUGCUUCUAACAUCUGCAUGUCACAGCCAUUUCACUUUUACCACCAGGAAUGGGUUUCUAAAACAAGCCCCAACGGGGUCCCUACGGCAGUCCAUUCAGAGCGCUGCAGUCACGCUCCUGUCUACAUUAAUCUGAGGCCCUCACAGUGGAGGACUUAUAAAAGCUGAACAUUACAGGACAUGGUGGCCAUGUCGAGCAGCUCCACUUCCUUUUUAUCUCAGCCCAAUCUGGUCUCCCAUUUAGUAAGGCGCAGCAACUUUUUGUGGCAGUGACUUCAUCCUUCUUCAUUUUAAUGGCCCGUUAAUGCUAACAUCGUCAGUACCUCGGCUCUGCAUGGAAAUAACCAAACCCGUUAGAUGGAGUGCCAUUUCUCGCCACUUGUGCACGCAAUAAGACACACCAGGUGCGCUCAGUCUCAAAUUAGCCGAUCAACAGGGAGGCAAAACUGGCAUCCUAUAAUCCCAGGCACCAGCAUGGCACAUCAUUUAGAAAAUGGCCUAUUAUUUUUGUGCAAGCAUUAAAAAUAAUUUAGUGUCUUUAAAGUCUUUGAUUUCCCCAAAGACGUGACAAAAUGUACAACAACUUGACAUAAAGGUUGAUUGUGUUGCAAAAAAAACCAAACCAGGAGAGCACAGGAGAGCAAACUUGAGAGCACCUAUUAGCUAGCUGAUGAAUUUCAUAAUGGGUGCAAUGCUGUCGAAGUUUUCAGUGGGUGUAACGUACGUAAGAAUCAAACGUCUGCAUACACUUAGAUUUAGAUAACAUGCAAAAUUGUGGAUUUUAUGAAUAUUUUGAAAUCAUCAUGCAGACAACAUCUCAUUUGUAUCACUCUACUUAUAUCGCCCGCUAAUAGCUUCUAAAUUAGCAAAGCAUGUGUCUUGCAAUGCCUGCAGUAGGUUGCUUUUUUCCCAUGCAGUUGAAAUGUGGUGAUCCUGAAUAUGAUCAUUGGAGUUUCACCAAAAAAUGCAAAGAGAGAUUUUUUUUUUCCUAUGUGUUUCCAUUGAGGUUGUUUUUGUUUUGCAGUGUUCAAACAUCAAUAUGUUUGUAUCUGACAUCCACAUAGUCCGCACAAGCUCUCGCCAUCCUUUUCACCGGUUUGCAUCAUGUUUCUUGAUGCCUCUGUGCUCACAAAGAGACAAAGAAAAGAGACAGUGAGUGAACCCGGUUUUCCACCUUGCAGUCAGGGGCCACUCAGAGAGGUGAAAAAGAGGAAAUACAUAUUGAUAAGAUCCACGGUUGGCCCCUGUAGUCCCUUUCCCAAGACAGGACACAGACUGGAAUUAUAAUGACUGGGAUUAACACCCCCCACCACUGCUGUUUCGAGCCCCUCAGCACCCCUACCCACCCCUCCACACACACACACAUACAUUUGUUCCCUUCUCCUUUUCUAGGAUCUGCCCUGCUCGAAGGACAGGAAGCCAAGUGCCAGCGAGGAACAUACUGACAUUAAUUAACAACAUCUGACACAGAUGCCACGCUUGUACUCGCUCUAGAGGUGGUCCAGCACAUUAUUUCAUUUUGGUUGUUUCCUUUCAUUUUUUCCCCCUUCCUCUUUUUGAUUCACUUCUUAAUCUCCUUGACACGCAGUCCUCUCUCUUUGCUUUAGGAACACCAGGUUUGAAUGCAAUUAACUUUCUACUUGUCAGGCACCUUUGUUUAAUUUUGAAUAACCCCUUUUGCUCAUAAUAAGGAAGCUAUAAAUCUGACAGCAGAGAUACAUGUGGCGAUAUUCAUUGACAUUCACACCUUGCUUUGCUCUAAUCUGUUUGCUCUCUCUGAUAGCCCAAAUAUUGUGACACCGAGACACAACACAGAGGGCCCGGGGACUGUGGCUCGCCACCCAGAAGCACGUUCACAAAGACGAGCCGUUACACAACACAGCUUAGGAGGCAAAGGUCAAGCUCUCAAUCAAAGGUAGGGGAAGAAAAGGCCGGUGGAUGUUUGGUAAUUAGCCACAGCUUCGACAGUGUGCUGGGAGAGAGCGAGUAACACAUCAGCUCCAUCCAGAAUCCUCAAUAAUCAGCCCAGCUCCAACUAAAAUAGACGUGUGACUUUGCCAACUUGUCUGCAAACGUGUUGAUAAGUGGCACAUGUGUGGAACCAUUAUUUGUGAUGCAACGCUGAAUGGAAGGAGCAUGCAAAAGUGCUGCAACCACAUACAGUAGAAGAACAAAGAGCAGAGGUGAGGAUGGGUAAUAAUCCCUCGCUGUCUUGAGGGGCCAUUCACCCAUCAGGGGCCCCGGUGUGUGUUCCCAUGUAGAGGCUCUGAGGAGAUUUUCUAAAGCGGCCAGACACUUUCUGCCUUCCUCUGCUGUUUCUCUUUGGUGGCGAGAAAUGACCCCAGACUCCCUCCUGACCUGCCUCCGGUAAUGACCAUCGUACAUCAUGUCUUAAGUGCCGCAGCACCUCGUCGGCUGAUGUCACUGGCCUGUCCGGUAGCUCAUUUCCAUCUGACCCAGCGAGUCCUGGACCGGGGCCAUGCAGGGGAAAUUAAAAAUGCAUCAUGUGAUUCAUCUUCUGAAUGACUCCAAGCACAUAAGGGAACUGACCACCGGGGAAAAGUCAUCACAAAGGACCUUGAUGGCUUUUCUGUCUGUCCAGUUGUCAGCUCUGUGUUCAAGAUUUUCCACACAAGCCUAAAAUGUUUUACAUCACAGCCCUGCGAGCCUGAUAUGAUCACUGCUGACCACAUAUAGUGUUUUUAUAAUAAUGAGAUCAAACCUUCAAGACAAAAUGUCAGACCAGCUUUGAAUUUCACUCAUCGAUGAUCAAUAAAAUCCCACUUCCUGACAUGUUGACAGUUUUAAUUUCUCCUGAGCAGGAGGAUAAAACACCUGUCAAUAUUAGCAGAGAAGUCCACAUCCCACAAGCUGAAGGGGUGGGGCCGCUCAAACGUUAUGCUGCCGCCACCUGCUGGUAAGCAGCUUUUGAAGCCUUCCCCCCUCCCAUCCCUUUUUCUGCCAUUCAAACCCACCAACCCCCAAAGUAACCACAGUAAAAAAAAAAAAAAAAAAAAUGAUCUCAGCUGCCUCAGCUUUACAAAGCUGGAGAAGUGUGUAAAAAAUAUUUCCUUUCACCUUUUAAAAACACAUCAUUUGAGGAGAAAUAUGGGCCUGUGUAAUUCUACUCUCACAGAUGGGUGUAGACAAGGUGGAGCUGCAGAUAUGAAGGUCAGUAUAUGAAUGAUAGAGAAGAAUUUCCGGUUUUAGGUUAUGCUUUUAUUCUUUAAAAAGGGGCCUCUCUCAUUUUAAAGAGGCACCUGAUGAGGAGGCCAUUGUGCCCCACACAAAGGCCACGUGUUUUCCUUAAAUCUCUUCAAGUCUCCACUCCAGCUCUCCUGCAGCAGGCCCGAGUCCAGGAGGAGCAGACAAAGACAGCCCUCAGCCAUUUAUCUUAAAGCUGGCACAAGGUGCCUCCUCCACAUCACUCCAAACACUGUCUUUCAAUCGAAUAAAAUAAAUUCUAGUGCUCUCACUAAUGGUCACAUCGAACAUUGACCACGGGAGGUAAGUCUAACAAAAUUAGUAUGCAAAAGACCUGCCCUCGCGAGGCCUAUAAUUUCCUUGCAAAUGAUUUCUGUAUUUGAGGAUGAAAGGGUGAAAAAAAGAGGAAAGACAAUGGCAUUUUGAGCGUGCAUGCGUGUGCAGCCUCCCAAUAGAAGCUGCAUUUAAAUAACUUAACCCGCAGUCAGCAGGUGGGAUAGGAGGAAAUAAGGUAAAAAUGCAGAGUGGAGAGAUCUACGACACUCCGCAUCUUUGAUAUUUAGUUGUUAGGCUUUGGCAUGACGCCCCAGCGGUGUGAGCCGAGGACAAAAACAAGUGCCUCAGAGAGCGUCAGCUUUAAGAAAGGGCCGCGUUUUGCUCUUUCGCCUGAAUUAUAUGCAGCAGGGCAGGCUCCAUGCGGCAUGCUGUGCCAUCUUUUCAUGAGUUAACUUCAUUAAACCUAUAUCCGCCUUACUUUGUUUUGCUCAGACAGACCUUUGAAAUCAAGGUCUUUCUUCGCUCGUGACUAACCUUCAGUAUGAAAAAAAAAACACUUUUCAUUUUCAUGGAAAAAUCGCAGAAAUAAAUGGAUAAUAAUAUUUUAUUGUACAAUCUAAUAAUGAUACAUCUUUUCAGUAACUUAAUUAAAGUGUCUCGUCAUUUUGCUGAGCUGCACAGGCCUCCAUGCGAGGCAACAUUUAUCCACACCGCCAGUCUAUGAAUGUUAAUUGCACCGUUUCCGAAUCAUAAAUACGAGCAUAAAUCAUCGGACUAUACAAUAUUAUGCUCUACUUUUUUAUGUCCCCUACGUGAUCUGCAGGAGGACGUCCUCAUCACUAUAAAUCACAGCCCUGCUGCACUUUCCUGCACUGCAGCAGAGGAGCGGGCAGCGCGCGCUCUCCGCAGCUCAGAGACCAUUUCAUGGCAUUAAUUUUAAUGUAUUUAAAAGAUGGAGCUCUACUGCCCGUGGUCGAUGUCCACUGAGUGAUCAAUCAGGACUUAUAAUGUACAGCCCCUUAUAUUAAAUUUCGGCCUGGGUAAUUUUAAUAUCUGUGAUAAGUCACUGGAAUAAAAGAUGACAGGAAGAUUCGUUUAACCUGUAAUAAAACCUGAGCUACAGGCUUUAUUUCUAUUAUUAUUAUUAUUAUUAUUAUUAUUAUUAUUAUUAUUAUUAUUAUUAUUAUAACUAAAAUAUAUCGAGUUAUUUAGAAACACUUUUAUACAUUUUUUAGAAUUAUAUAUUUUUAAUAUUCAUUUAAUAUGCAAGCAUUUGACAAGCAGUCAAAAUAUUUGGCACGUGUUAAAUCGUGUAAACACUCACCAUGACGCACGCAAAAUUUCAUGCCCAAUCCCAGCCUUACGGACAAAAAAAACGUGCCAGACAGCUUAAAUAUUCUUUAAAGAAAAUUAAAAUGAAGAUCUCUGACAUUUUGUUCAAUUUGGCUCCUUUAUUUCAAUUUAAAAAUUGAUGUGCAUUCAAUAUGAAUAAAUGUAAAAUAGUGUUUCAAUCUUUUAAAAUUAAGUUUGGGGUCAUAAUUUAUGGAUUCUUAAUAAAAUCCAACUUUUUACACCAGUGAGAGCAGAAAACAAAGAAAGUUAGCCUGUUUGAACAGUUUUUAAGUUUUACUUUUAUUUCAAUGUUACUGUAAAAAAGGGUUUAUUGUAAGAUCCAAACCAAAAUUUAGUUUGGGCAUUUUUGGACAUUCAUCUCUUUACGUUUGAUUCUCUCAAAGGGGAAAAAAAAGAUUUCAAAGAUCCUAAAAUGCAAAAAAAAUUGCGACAAAAAUUAACAUUACAACUGUUUUUUGACCUUUAACUUUUCCAGAUUCUGAGAGUACAAAAAAAGUAUUUCCUAAACCAAACUCCAUGUGAUUUUUAGCCGUUUUUCGUCCUGCACACAACAGCAGAAAAGGCGCCUCAGUCCUCCAGUGUACACGUCUCUCUCUAUGUGUCUGUGUCAUAACCUCCAUCAGGGUUUCAUAUUUCCCUCUUCCCUCAUCUGUCCCAGCAUGGUAGCCUUAAUAUGCAUGUCUCCGUACCGACACGCUCUGACUAAAUGGCCACAUUUGCACAUCUUCUUUUUUCCAAGUCUAUGUCCAAUCCCCUCGCUCCGUUAAUGCAAGUUAAUUUCUUCCUCCAAAAUAAUACUUUGGCAAAUCAUUCAUACAAAGUGCUACAUCAUUUAUUGUGAGGACUUCGGUGAACUUCUUUGAAAAAUUAAUGCCUUUAAUUUUGGUUGAUGGCAACAUCAGUGCAGCUCUGUAAAUUGCACUUUAAUGAGAUUUUGCUACAGGGGAUAAUCUGCAACUGACAGAAAAAACAUCUUGAAAACAUCUGCAGACCUAUGAUUUCACUCUGACGAUGCUACCCCCUGUAAAUCUCGGAGCUGAGGGAUGAGCAGAAAAAUGGUCACUUGAUAAGUACAACUUUAUGAUCCAGGCUGUUAAAGUUAAACUUGAAGAAGUAAACUUUAAGCGUUUUUUCAAACUUGUCUGGAAGGAAAAAUAGGACAGGAAGCAGGAGAGAUGUAGGGUUGUCCGUUUGGAUUCUGUCAGACAGGGUUCACAGAAAUAUGAGGAAACUCAAAGUAACCUUUUUAAUGUUACAGUUUGGGUGCAAUUAAAAAAAAACAGGGAAAUUAUGAGAAAAAAUUAUGAAAACAAUAAAAUUUACAGCCUGAUGCAGCGUCCAAAAGAUCCUCCACCCUGAUCAAAAAGCAGAGCAGCCGGCCAACCUUUUCAGCUGAUGAUAGAAAGAGAUAUUUUGAUUCUGAUCAUAAAAAAAAAAUUGCAACCAAACCACAUUGAGGCCAUCUGAAGCACUGUGGUAUACAUCGCUUUCCUUGGAGUGUCUGGACAAAGUCCCAUGGCCCAGUAACUCUUCCAAGGAGACAGAUUUGGAUGCCGUCCAGCCAAAGUAUGGACCGGAUCAUCUGCAGCCUGAGCUAAGCCAAAGUCUCCCAAAUUAAAGCUGACACAUUCAAUCUCAUCAACACGGUAUUUUUUAAUGUGUCUUUCUCGCUCUGUCACCUGAUCUCUUUGCAGCACCAUGUUAAUCUCUUUUAAAGGUAUUUUCUUUCUCUCGCUUUCUGCAGCUUCAACCCCACUGCUCUCCAUUCAGCCCACAGAGGAGUGGCACUGGGAAUCUGCAAGGUGAACUGUGAAUGUCUCAUUACAGAGUUAUAGAUUUGUCCCAAAAUUUCCACCUGGUUUGGAUUUUCCACAUUUUCUCUUUAUUUCCCCGGCUUAUGUUUUGUCUGCUCCUCGCUUACUCGCCCUGUCAUGGAAACAAUAGCUUGCCAGAGCUAAUUACAGAGCAGACAGGGGAAAAAAAACUUACAAGGUAGGAUGUUGUGAGGAAUGCCUGUGCUCUUAAUAAAUGCAACACCAAGAUUGGAGGCAAAUGAUGGAGUCCUACUCUAUCUGAUUUGGUCCCGCUUUUCUCAAAUUCCUGACAUUUAUUGGUCUGUCCUUAUUCAAUGUGUAAAGGGUUUAAUGUUUUCCAUGUGCACCCUCACAACCCUGCAGCUGAGGAAGACAUGUUUCCAAAUGUUUCAUGGGGAGAGUUUGUCUCCCCUGAAAGUGGUUCCUUUCUACUUUAAUGAGAAACAUUACACCUACUGGAGUACAAACCUUACCUCAACAGCUUAAGAAAAAUAGUCCCUACUGGAAGCUGCAGCACAGAUUUUAAACAGGCCUGCAUCAAACUACCGAAGGUGUAGUAAAAAAGAGUUGUUCACAAACUAAAACCAAUAGUCAAAUCUGCUUUUGAUAUCAGUAAAAAUGUUGGCUUCAAAUACAAAUACCAGUGACAGUGUCAGCCGCGGAGACUGACAACAGUAUUGUAUCGGUCUCCUACAGAGAUAUCAGUAUCAUACCAGCCUCUGAUACAGAUAUAUCCUGUUGGCUUCUGAUAUAAAUCUGUGUAAUGUUGGCUUCUACUACAGAUAUCAGUAUGAUAUUGGCCUCUGGUGUGUUUAUCAUUGACAGUAUCAGCCUUUGAUACAUUUAUCAGUAUCAUGGUAUUAGCCUUACAUACAGAUAUAUCUUAUUGGCCUCUGAUGGGAAUGUUUAUUGUAUUGGCCUCUAAUACCGAUAUCAGUAUGAAAUUGACGAGUAUAAAAUUUUAUAUCAUUAGCAGGAAAUGUAUCAUAACACAGAUAUCACCACUGUAUUGGUAUUGGCCUCUAAUACAGAUAUCAGGAUAUUGGUCUCCUUUGUAGAUAUCUGUAUUUUUUCAGCCUCUGAUACACAUUACAGUAGGGAUAGUACUAGCUUAUAUGGAAACUGUUAUCGGUACCUGACCUCUAUCUGGUUAUCAAAACCAGUGCCCCCAUGACCCAGUCCCGGAUAAGCGGUGGAAGAUGGAUGGACAAAUCCCAGUAUCUGUAUUGACAAUCAAUAUGGAUUCCCAUACUGGUAUCAGUCUCUGGUACUAAUACAAGGACUAAUACUAUCAUUGGUAUUGGUAUGUAAAACUGUCUGAAAUGUGGGGUUUAGUAUUAUAAAUACUCAUGAAUGCAUAGACAUUUUAUAUCUUUACAUCCCCAAAAUCAGGUGGUUCUGAUGAACUGACAUGUGUUGAUGACAAUAACAGUUCUGGUAAAUUAAUUAAAAUUUGAGUCAUCAAAGUUUCCCCAGGAAUAAUGUGUAAAUUUUAGAUUCGUCUGAUGUUGUCAGGAAACUCUGUAUCUGGAGGUAAACCAAUAUUGGAGCAUCCUUGAAACUUAUAACUGUUUGCCAGUGCAGCCAUGCCUUCAACUUCUGUUUUCUUUCUUCUUCUUUUUUCCCAAGAGUGACACAAUUAAAUCAGCUCCAGUGAUCGGUCCUGCGGUCAGUGCCAAGUUGGGAUCACGCUCCCAGCAAGGUCCUGGAUCUUCUGCAGCUCGAGCAGACAACUCUUGUCUAGAUGGUGGCCGGGCUGCGCUGUCAGGAUGGCAGCACCUGUCAGAGCCGGGCACAUCAUGCCAGCAUCUCGCCAGGAGCCCCCAAACCCUAAAAGAAAUGAUGGCCCUUUGCUGCAUAAAUAUGGCAUUCUUUCUCACCGCAGACCCUUCAACCGAACUACGCAGAGGCAAGCUGGUGGGAGAGGUGUGGAAAUACAGUACAGUGAUUUUUUUGUGUGUGUGAUUUGUGUGCCCAUGUUGGUCUUGGUCUCUUGCUCUCCCUCUCCAUCUCUCUCCAUCUCUCGCAUGAUUUCCCUGACUUGUGCUCCCCAGGGGUUAGCCAUCUUGGUCAUCAGCUCCACUCGCAGGUCAAUUGUAGCAGCAAGUGGUCGGCCAAACAAUGCAGAAAAAAAAAUGUUAUGGCCAUGAUCCACCACUGCGCUCGUAUCAGCGGUGCAUGACAAGAUCAAGGCAGAAAGCCGGCCAUAAACAAGCCAAUGAGUGGUGUGAGAGAUUCGCUGGAGCACUUAAAAUGGAUGAGGGGAAUAUGUUAAAAGGUGGGAAACAGAAACCCACUAUAUAUAUUUGCAUCAUGCGUGCCUCUUUGAAUCUCUGAGUGACUCAGGCGAGUUUUUUCUUUUUUUCCAGCUGAUCUCCUGUAGGGGAAACAGUCCUGCCGGGGCAAAUUAACUGGAGAGCCUUUACACACAGGCUCCAUAGACUAAUGAAGAGACCCAGAGGAUAUUUGCAGGGUCACACAAAAGAGCUGGUAUAGAUGCUGGAUGAAAAUUGGGCAUUAAGCUGGAUGCCACGGGUAGCUUCAGACUACUGCAGGCCUCGCUUCUAGGGAACCAUCACGGAAAGAGGAUUGCCGUGCAAUCUUUUUAUUUAUUAAAUUUCUUUCGAGCAAUGAGAUGAUUAUUCAUCGAGUAUCUGCAUGUUUAGCCGAGAAAGUGUCAUCAUUUCUCUUACCCUGCAGACCCACAAAAAGAAAAAUUAACAUUUAUUCAGGGCCACAGGACUUUUAUUGGCUCCAUAUGCAUGCUGCAAACCCACAGGAAAUUUCAAUUUGAAGCCACUUAACUUCAAGACUAUUGCAGUUGUCUCCAACAACGAGGCAUUUAGGUUUUUAAGUGUGAAGAGGGGAUCCCAGAAUGCCGGUGUCAGACACUGAAAUCCAAGUCAAGUGCAGCGGCCACGAGGCAUCUCUCUGAACGCUGGAAUCUGCAAGUGUUUUAUAAUGCUGCCAGUUACCAAAAUGGAUCCCGACUGUUUGCCCAAUAUGUGGUCAAAUGAAAUUAAUAACACUGACCCCACGUUUUUGUUCUAAGUCCCACAAGCUAUUGUGAUUCAGAAACCUGUGGUGCAACUGUUGAGUCCUGUAUUUUAGGGUUAUAAUAAUAUCUAAGACCCAGUCUUUCCAUUUAUUUUCAACCAGCUUACAAUGCUAUCACAUCACACGCAGCUAUACAUCAUUCAAGCUACACUACUCCUAACACUUAGUUUCACUGUGGAUUUGCUGUGUAGUCAUUUCCAGCAGAGAUAUUAUUCAAUUGUUCAUCAGAUUUGGGAUCUCUUGUUUUUUUUGCACCGCCAAAAAGAAGCUGCAAUUACAGAAGCUAACUAUCCGUUAACUUGAUGAAUUCAGUUCCACUGUGUAGUUUGAUAAAUAAGGAAAUACAUCAAGGCUUGCGCCACGUAUAGUAAUUAAAGUGAAAAAUACUGUCACAAUGUAAAUCCUUAAUUGGACUCCUAGAGAGAUAUUGAAAAUUUGUCUUUAAUAAUAGGUGAUGACUGGGGACAGAAAAACAAAGCGUGUUGAAAUGUGGCUUUGGAAGUUCAAUUAAUCAGGAUGUAGAAAACAACCAAUUUAGCAUUGCUCAUUCAGGGAAUCACUGGGCCCAGGUAAUGCACUUUUAAUCAUCUCACUUCAGCACCUCAGCACAACAGUCAAAUGAAAAGAAGCCGCACUCUCAGGAUAAUGUUUCUCUGGGUGUUGCACAAUGUUGCAUUUUAAUAGCACUCCAUUAAUAAAGAGUUGGAAAGAGGUUUUGGUGACAUUUCUGAAUUUUAUAACAAAGACAAGCUGCUCAUCCUGAGACUGAAAAAUCCUCCAACAAAGUAUACUAAAGAGAGUCCAUGAACAGCGCUAACUGUCAGGGCACGGCCUUAUUAGCGGGGGUCAAUGAAAUCAUAUGUGCGAAUUGACCUCCCGUUCCACUGUUUUGACAAGCUCAGAAGCUCACACUUGGUAAAACAAUCCCCCAUCAAAGAUAAAAGUUUUCUGGUGUUUACUAUUCUCUCAUUAACAACACUCCCAGCCAUCUGUGAAGUGCUGCAAACACACCUGCUUCACCCCGGGCUUGUAAUGGCUUUUCUCAAUGUGCAUGUGGGUCUCCAACUAUCUGAAGAAGAGUCGAGGGGGGGCGGUUAUAGACCUGUCAUUCCAGGAUCAUCAACCAGACGCACAGCACCUUGUAUUCCGCUCGCAUAAUUAUGGAUAUUGUAAAGCAUUCAAAAUGAUCAAUUUAGCCGCCUCUGUCACCGGAGGAGUUAUCAAGCCACUUUGUGUUGAUUUCAAUGUUCAUAAUGUGGAGUUUUAAAGCACACUCAACUGCGGGAGUUUGGAGUUUUGUUACAGAGCAUGGAUUUGUUCAGCUUGAGGCAGGAGAUACAGAAUAUUUGUUAAUAGUCGUUUAAGUUGUUUUGUUCAAGGCCACCAAAAAAGACCUUUUCAGCUGUGGUCCAAAAUUGUCAGGAAUUUAAAUUCUGCUCUCUUUCACGUGACUCCCCUUUAGGAAAACAAAUGUAGAAUCAAAACAUAGAAUGACUCAAAUAAGAUUCUGCUCAUGAUUAAUUGCAAAUGGAAACUCAGAAAAGGGAGAUCUGGUGGUUAUAUGACAUCAAACUGCAUGCGUUUUUGCAGAAUGACUCAUUUUGAAUAACAGCUCUUAAUAAGGUUGCCACCUUUGAAGUCCAGCGUGUUAAACUGAAAUGCCUCACCAAACAGGAGGCAGUGAACCAAAUCAGGUGCGGAGAUGAAUGAACUCCAGCAAGUGAACUCUUGUGAGACCCCUCUGGAUCCUUUGAACUUGCUAUAGGGUCUGUUUUUGCUCUGUCAGGGGAGGGGGCAGUGUUGUGGUCACUCUGUGGUAUGGUCAUCAGGCUCUGGCCCCUGCGCUCCUCUCAGCCAAUGUAUCUGUUUCCAAAUGGGACUGACACAGGCCUGAGACGUUCCCUGCUGGGUCCUCUGAAACCAGAGACCCUUGAAGUGGACGUCUGCCUGCGUCCAGUCUGCUCCCAGGAACCCCUUUCAGAUCCAAGGACUCCAAAUGUGGCUCUUCCUCCAUGAAGACAUUUCUAACGCAGGCUGGUCGGGUGGUUGAGGCCCUGCCCCCGCCGCCUUGGCCCUCUGCCCAACUCCACUACCACCACCUCUACCAUGCUAACCAGCAGCAGCGGUCUCUUGCAGACCAGGGAGCAGACCACCCUGGGCUGGUCAGCAACCCCUGCUUACACCUGCCAUAAAACUUAAAAGCUACAGUCUCAUCCCCCGGCUUUGAAGUGUUCAAAGCAUAGCUUACUGACCUUUGAUGCAACUUUGGCCGCAACACAUGUUUUGCACCCAUGUAUAAACGUAGGCCUCUCAGCAGACAAGGCAGGAUUGUUUACCUACAUGUGCAAAACGUAAGGGCCAAUGCAUGGCAGCCAUGCAUGGAGCCUCUAUUCCCACACGUCAAGUCCCCUGCAGCGGGAAACUGACAGAAGUCGAGCCGGACACCACUUUGAGCUAACACGUUUGACCACCAUGUGUUCAACAUUACUUCCACCACUUUCUCUGUGCCCUCAAACUGACCACUGGGCCGCAGCCUUUCUUGGAUAAUGAUAGACAAAGCAUUCAGUUCACUCGCCUCUGACAUUACACCGGAUAUCCAAACCACAUAACACUUUAGUCAGCGUUUGGUAUGACCCAAAACUGACUGGAGCACCCUGUACUGAAGGAGUGGUGUUCUUAAUGCAGGGUUCAGAAAGUUUGAUUACAGCAUCAGGAAUUAUCUUUCUAUGUUGCUUUUGUGCCUGCAAGUAUGAAGUGAUACUUCUUGUAUUUUAUAUCUGUAACUCUUUUAUCUUGCGCAAGCAUGAGUUGUUGGUUUUCUUAGGAAUAUUCUAAGUUUUGUUGCUGGUGGUUUUAUUUGUUUUUGUCUGUCAUAAAAAGCCUCAUUGUUAAUUAAAAAGUCCUUAAAUGCAGAGUGCAGGGAGCAGAGAGCGGGAAAAAACAUGCAGCAAAUUUUGAUACUAGCAACCUCUGCUAUGAGGUCUUUUGUUUUGUGUGUUUGUUUGGUUGUUGUUGUACUGUCCAAGGUCUAACUGUGAACAUGGUGCUAUGGUGUUUGUAAGAGUAAAAUACUGUGUUUUGCGUUGUUUACAACUGGUAUUGCUAACAACAACUGACAACAGCCAACAACAGCUGACAAUUGUUAACAACAGCUAACAACGGCUAACAGUAAGCGUCCAUCUUGGUUUUCCGACUUGUCUACUGGAACGCUACCAACACGGGUGUAACAUCAUUCCCAGCUUCGACAUCUUACUUCCAAGGUAACUGGAACACACCAUUAAAGCCAUUAGCUUCUAGCUUUACUCAACUAAACUAUUCCUAAAUGCACUAUAAUGACAGUGUAAAGUGUGAUAGAUCUCUUUGUUUCUUUAUCUCCUUCUAUCCCCUGUCUUUGCAACUGUAGCUUUCUAGAUGUUGUGGAGUGUUUUUAAGUGUCUUAAUAAUAUAACAGUAAGUAUGAUCUGGACCUGCUUUUUUUGUCAACAUUUGACAUAAAUUGGUGCUAUUUGAAUAGAAAAAUGUAUGACUGAUGAAUGAGCAGUUCAACCAUGAUCAGGUUUGAUUAUAGGGAGGGUUGAUUUUUCAAUAUCUGAAGAUAAAACAUGCAAUGAAUGAACAUGCAGUGAAUGAUUUCAUCUUAGGUGUGAGAAAAUGCAAGUAAUCCUGUAUAUUUUUAUUACAGCUUUUUAAGUAAAAAACUGAACUUUUCUGUCGUCUCUCCACUCAACACUGUAAUCACAACAACAAAUGGGUGUACAUUAUCCUAAAUUGAAAAAAAAAAAACAGUGAUAUAUGAGAGUUGUUUUUGCACUCCAGACUCAAGUGUGAUGAGUUAUCACAUCAUGUCUGCUGGAAUCUUAAACUUGUGCACACUUGCAAGUGUAAUCCUGUUUACUGUGCACAUGUCAAGUAUAACAUGUUACCCUCUUCCUCUCUUACAGAUUGCAUUGCACCGUUCACCGUUCUUUAUAAAUAUCUGGCUGUUUUACAAGACAUUAAAUACUUGACAGAACAGUAAGCUCAUAAUUGCACAAGUCCGUGGUCGUGUAUAAAUGUCCAACAAAGGAGGCUGAUAUAUUGCCAACCGUGGAGUUUACAUGCUUCACAUACUGGUGUCUGAUAAGGCUCAAGAUGAUGUAAUUAUAACAGGAGAAGCUUUAUAAGAGUGUGAACUGUCACAGUAUGCGCAGAGUUAAAAUAGCACAUGCUCAAGCCUGGUAGCAGAACAUAGGGUUCCCUUUAUUUACACAAUGUGUGCUCAGCCUGCUGUGUGGAGAGUAAGUGCAACAACAGUAAAUCUCAAUUACAGUUCAAAUAGUGCUCAUAGAAGAAGUUGAAACAUUACCAGCCAGCAGUAAUGCUUCCUGAUUCUGCAAAGUCCUCUCCGCACCAAUCAGAGAGCUGGCUGGACCGGUGUCAGCCGUGUCGCCGCUCAGUGGAGCCAGAGGAGCUGGCCUUUCGCUAA